AUCGUCAUUUAUUUAGGAAAUAAAAUCAAAGCACUCGCCUCGAUAAAAUCGAGGAUAGUAAAAUAAAAAUGGCAUGUUUCAAACCAGGCCAAAAUUCGAGCACGACUUGGGCGUUUCUCAGUCCAAAGCGCGAUCUUGUGGCACCAAUUUCAGUUAAUUGAGUGCAUUGAUAACUCCUAACCAAGUCAAAAGAAAAUCCAAGUUUUCAUAUUGACAUGGCGAUGGGCAUUGCGGCGAAGGGAAGGUCAGGUGGCAUCUCAGUUGGAAACACACUGAAAUUCUCCCCUGUUCAAAGUCCCGUCAAAAAAUGUUUGCGGGUACCUGCAUUUCUCUAUGGACGAAAUCCUCUUUCUAAGUCUUUUAAUCCCAUGACGAGGAGGGCACUGAUUCCCGUUGCCAGCGUGAAUAAUUUUGACGUCUUCGGAGCUAAAGGUAUGACUGGAACCUUUGAGCUUGAAAUGAAGGUGCGUGAUUAUGAACUGGAUCAGUACGGGGUUGUCAACAAUGCAGUUUAUGCAAGUUAUUGCCAACAUUGUCGCCAUGAACUUUGUGAAGCUAUUGGUAUGAGCCCAGAUGCAAUAGCUCGUAGUGGAAAUGCACUUGCCUUGUCAGAGUUAUCUUUGAAGUACCUUGCACCUCUGAAAAGUGGUGAUAGUUUUGUAGUUGCUGCAAGAAUUUCCAGUUCAUCUGCUGUGCGUGUUUUUUUUGAUCACUUCAUCUAUAAGUUGCCCAAUAGGGAACCUGUGUUGGAGGCAAAAGCGACUGUUGUUUGUCUUGAUAAAAGCUAUCGUCCUGUCCGUUUUCCUCCUGAUUUUAAAUCUAAGCUCACACUGUACCUCCGUAACAAUGAAACAAACUAAAAACUUUGGUAGGAUGGACUUGUCAUAACCAGUAAUGCAUAUAGGGUCGUUAUAAAUUCAUUAGUUGUCAUUGCAUAUUUGAUGUGCAUUCAAACAUACACCACAUAUACAAUCUGAUAUAAUUUGAUCAAGUUUAGGUCUAAUUUGAUACCUUCAAUCUUACAUCUUUAAGUAUUCACUUGAUAAGGUUCUUUAAAAAAGAUACAAGGUAACGUUUAAAGCACCAUGUUAGCCACCAAUUAUCUUGGUAACUAUUUAUUAACACUUAUACUUGAAAGCUGCAGCAAAUGUACUUAGGGAUCUUUACCUCGAGGCUGAUGAACAUUCUGAUGUGAGUUAGCUAAACUUUUUCAGGAAUUUUAGUAUUUUACUUAUAUACAUGUUAUAACCACAAGCUUAUGGUGCUGUGUUGAUUUUUUGAAGA
This is a messenger RNA of Cryptomeria japonica (Japanese cedar), 1284 nucleotides long. Its product is annotated as acyl-acyl carrier protein thioesterase TE3, chloroplastic. The coding region runs from base 216 to 860 and encodes 214 amino acids. The transcript is spliced from 5 exons. NCBI's taxonomy places the organism in Eukaryota, Viridiplantae, Streptophyta, Pinopsida, Cupressales, Cupressaceae. Gene Ontology annotation, molecular function: fatty acyl-[ACP] hydrolase activity. The record is from RefSeq and is a predicted model, not a curated record. Gene Ontology annotation, cellular component: chloroplast.